Messenger RNA from Sclerotinia sclerotiorum 1980 UF-70, 930 nucleotides. RefSeq lists its product with no specific name. Bases 1 to 930 code for a protein of 309 amino acids. Lineage: Eukaryota; Fungi; Ascomycota; Leotiomycetes; Helotiales; Sclerotiniaceae. The record is from RefSeq and is a predicted model, not a curated record. The transcript is spliced from 3 exons.
AUGACUUCAACAGUUGAACUCUUGGAGCUCAAAGACAACAUCAAUGAUGUAGCCGACUUCUGCCAACCUGACGAGUUCUUAGACAUCUUUAAUUUUGACAGGUACUAUACGGAUACAGGUAUGGACAUGUCAUAUGAGGAAUUUUCUCAUUUAGAGCCCUUUGACGAAGAGGAUGUCCAACCAGUGAAAGAAGCAUCGCCAGACCUUGAUCAGCCUUCUACACCUGACGUGCUUGAUCCAACCAUGAAAGUACCUUCGGACUUAUCGGCGGAAACCCCUUCAAAACUCUCUGUCCCGAUAUGCAUGAUAGCUAUUGGGACUGUUGAUAAUGAUGGUGUUUGUGAAUCUGAGCCUCUCCCCAAUCUUUUGAAGGCUCCGAUCUCGGGGGUGUUGGAUGGGACUGCCUGCGAGUCAGUGCUUGCUUUGAAGGAUUCAGAAACUUCAGAAGUGGUUGACGACAAGGUUGUCGUGCCCAAACCUUCCGAAGUAAAGACAGAGCAAUCGACCAUUUAUGUGCAGCAACCAUUGGAUCUUGCUAUCAUCGAUUUAACCGAGUCGAGUGGCGAGGAAUCAGCCCCACCAAUGACUCUUCGGAAGGUGAAAAAGGAUCAAAACUUGCCAUCCUCCAUAGAAAGCUCGACCGCAUUAUUAAGUAAGAAGCGUAAGCCGUCUGAAAGCCAAGAUAAUGUAUUACGGACUGGUCGAUGUACAAGACGAAAAACCUCAUUCCGCAAACACCUCAGCGAUGAGAAUGUAUUCUUGGUUUCUUCGGUAGAAGAUAUUGAAAAGCUGCUUGAGAAUAGGCAAGAGAUGGCGUUGGCGGAAAAUACGAGGGUAGGAUUGAUUGAAUUGAAGAAUAAAUUUCUGGCUUGGGGUGUUCAUGACCAGAGGGUGACGGAAGAAUGGGAGGAAGUGACGAACUGGUAUUAG